Molecule: messenger RNA, 756 nt
Organism: Lycium ferocissimum
Lineage: Eukaryota; Viridiplantae; Streptophyta; Magnoliopsida; Solanales; Solanaceae
Product: tetraspanin-15
Biological process (GO): auxin-activated signaling pathway
Cellular component (GO): plasma membrane; plasmodesma
Source: RefSeq, a predicted model, not a curated record
AUGGCUGAAAAUCCCAAUCAAAUAGAAAACGUGGUAGUGGCUGUUCCGGAAGUAAAAAAUGAAGUGAAAUUAGAAUUUGAUGGGCCUAAAGUGAAGAAACCUAAGAGCAUAAUCCAAAUAAAUCGUAUUAUUGUGCUUUCAUUACUUAUAUUCUCUUUCCUUUUGUCACUUCCAGUUCUUUCUGAAGUCAUAUGGAUAUUUUCUGUAGGACAAUAUGAAUGUGAAGAGUUAAUGAACUUGCCAAAGUUACAAAUAGGAAUUGCAAUUGGCUUGAUCACUCUUGUUUAUUGGAUUAGCAAUCUUGUAGCGUAUUUGAGGUCUCGUUUUCAAGCUAUUGGGCUUCUUAUAGCUAUGGUGCCACCGAUCAUAAUGUUCAUUGUGGGCUUGGGCCUUGUUGGAUCGUAUGAAAUGGUGACCCAAGUGGUUCCUGGUUCCCCGGCAUGGCUCAAGAGGACAGUGCAUAAUGAAGAGACUUGGAACAAUAUCAAGUCUUGCAUAUACUCCACAAAAACUUGCAAGGAUUGAAUCUCGAGGACAUAUUUGUUGAAGUCUUAUGAUUACACAACUACCAAGUUGUCUUCAGUUGAGUCUGGGUGUUGCAUUCCGCCAUCACUUUGCCAAAUGGAAUUCGUAAAUGCAACAUUUUGGAGAAAAGCAAAUUCACCAAUUAGUGCUCAUUCUGCAACUUUCGAUAAAGAUUGUGAUUUGUGGGAAGAUGAAGAAACAGUGUUAUGCUACAAUUUGUCAUACUUUUAA